Amphimedon queenslandica is the source of this 1516-nucleotide messenger RNA. RefSeq names its product flavin-containing monooxygenase FMO GS-OX-like 2. Bases 51 to 1358 code for a protein of 435 amino acids. The record is from RefSeq and is a predicted model, not a curated record. The transcript is spliced from 3 exons. Lineage: Eukaryota; Metazoa; Porifera; Demospongiae; Haplosclerida; Niphatidae. Gene Ontology annotation, molecular function: N,N-dimethylaniline monooxygenase activity; flavin adenine dinucleotide binding; NADP binding.
CUUUUUAGAGCAGACACGCCUAUUCACAAAUCACAAUCACAUUGAGAGAGAUGGCUGGCAAGCGUCAAGUUGCUGUGAUUGGAGCUGGACUCUCUGGCCUCUGCUGCUUACAACAUUUAUCCAAAUAUCCCGAACAAUUUGAGCUUACUUGCUACGAGCAGACACAGGAGAUUGGGGGCACUUGGGUCUACACGGACAAGACUGAUAUUGACAAUGAAAAAGGCCUCCACAUCCAUAGCAGCAUGUACAAAAACUUAAGGGUUAACAUUCCUAAACAAAUAAUGUGUUAUCCUGAUUUCCCUUUUAAAGACUCUCUGCCCACCUUCCCUCACCACACAGAUGUAUUGGAAUACAUUAAGCAAUACACUGAUCACUACAACCUACACAAGUACAUUCAUUAUAAUUCCGAAGCAACAAACGUCAGACCACUCUUCCCUCCUUCGCCUUCUGGCUCAAGUGAGUGCCAAUGGGAAGUGACUGUUCGCGAUGUUCUCUCUGGGAAAGAAGUCAGGAAGUUGUACGAUAUCAUAAUGAUCUGUACUGGGAAAUUCUUCAAACCUUAUUGCGAUAUUGAUGGCCUCCAGCAUUUUAAAGGAAUUGUUGUUCACAGUCAUAAUUAUCGUGUCCCGGAAUUAUUUACAGGACAGAGAGUUCUAGUCAUUGGAGCUGGCGAAUCGGGAACAGACAUAUCCCUAGAGGUAGCUAAAACUGCCAAAGAAGUCCUCGUGAGCCACUCUGGUUCUAUGAAGAAAAGAUACGAUAGCAUUCCUCCAAACAUGCAUGAUGUUAGUAGAGUGAGCUCUAUAAAGGAAUGUGGGUCUGUUCUAUUGGAAGAUGGGUCGGUCAUACCUAAUGAAGACAUUGAUGCCAUUUUACCGUGUACCGGAUACGAGUAUGAGUUUCCAUUCUUGUCACCAGAGUGCUCCAUUGGCAUCACUGAUCAUAGAGUACACCCUCUUUAUAAGCAUAUGGUUAACACCAAGUUCCCAUCGAUGGCUUUCAUUGGAUUAAACUACCGCAUCAUCCCAUCGGCUGUAGUUGAGUCACAAGUCAAGUAUUACCUCUCUGUUCUUCUUGGUAAUACAAAGCUUCCGAGCAGAGAGGAAAUGGAAGCGGAUGCAAAUCGGGAUUAUCAGCAUCGUCUGGAUAAUGGUUUCAAGGUUCGUGAUGCUCACAGCUUGUCAGGAGAUCUCCAAUGGGCAUAUACUGAUUCUUUGGCUGAGGAAGGUGGGUUCGAGCCCGUGAAGUCUUUUGUUAAAGAAGUAGCCAGGUUUAUUACAAAGCAAAGGAUGAGUAAUAUUAAUUAUAGGAAGGUUGAGAUAGAAGUCAUGGAUGAUAACAAAUGGAAAGUUUUAUGAUGACCGUGUUAUUAUUAUAACAGUAUUGCUGCUUGAUUUGCUUCAUUCUUAGUGUCAUCAAUAUUAUUUAUUUAUUAACUUAAUUUAUAUAAAUAAUUUAAAGUUACAUGCAUGUAUUGAAGUCGCCAAUUUCUUUGCAAAUUUGUAACCGAUUCAAA